UUAGCAACCACCGCCUGGUCACACUAAGUGACCGGCAUUCUUGUUUUGAUUUUGUGUUUUCAUUUUUUCAAUUUUUCGAUAGUAUGGGCCUCCCGCCAUGCUGUACGCUCUAGUAAAAGCAGCGGAACUUGUGGAUCAGGUCCUGCUGCGUCCGCUGGCCAGCGUGAUUGAUGCAGUGGUCACCGGCGUGUACUACUUCCUGUGGGGUAGCUACCUCGUCGGCUACUGUUUGGUGGAGGGCAGCAGGAAAGGAUGGAAUCUAUUGCGAUGCACGGUCUGCGAUAUCCACGAGGGCUUCCGCAGCCUGGGCCUGAUCACGCUAGAUGUGACGGAUUACUUCUACUCCGGCACCAAAGGCGGGCUGAAGAAUGCCUGGGAUUUUGGUCAAUGCAUAGCCCGGUUCAUCUGCAACUUGCUCAUCGAAAUGGGCGAUUUCAUCUUGUGGAUGUUAAUGCUGCUGCCGAGGGCCGUACUAUUUGUCGUGGACUGCCUCCUCGACUUUGUGGUGCACUCCAUAGUGGCCCGCGGCUUGAGCUUGCUGAACAGUGCGUUCCGGCUCUCGAUAGGAUUGGCCCUGCUCCUCAUUCUCUAUAUGUUCCGGCGCUAUGUGCACCUCUUACUCAUCUACCUGCUCCAACGCGCCCGCAACGAGAUCUCAACCAAGACGCAAAGCGUUUACCUGUGGACCGAUCACCAGCUACAACGCUUCAAGGCGAAUUUGAGGAGUGAUUCAGAGAACGCAGGAUCCCUGAGUCGUGAACGCUGUGUCGUGUGCAUGACUCAGAGCAGGAACGUGGUAGUCAUGCCUUGCCGGCACCUCUGCCUCUGCAAAGAGUGCUCACAGCAGCUGCAGCGCCUAUUAGACGACCGCUGUCCUGUCUGCCGGCACAACAUAACGUCAUUUCUGCAAGUUUACGUUUGAUACAAUCUCUUUUUAUCAUUUUCCCCCCCUCCAAACUUGUAUAUAAGACUGCCAAUCGGAUCUAGGUUAUAGGGAAUUAUCAUUGGACUGAGAAGGCAACCAAAUGACAUUGGUUGAAGGCCAUUCUAACACAAAAGGAAUACCAAAAUCUUCUUAACUUAAGCAUAUGUAAGCAUAUUAACAAAGCAGAAUCCUCCAAACAGACAACAACUUUCAAUGCGGCUUUUACAUCCCUAACACCCAAAAUAACCAGUAAGACACGUAAAUUUGUUUUAUGUAUUUAUUUCAAACCAAUGAAAAUAUACGAUUUGUUUUGUAUACAUUUA
Molecule: messenger RNA, 1248 nt
Organism: Drosophila erecta
Lineage: Eukaryota; Metazoa; Arthropoda; Insecta; Diptera; Drosophilidae
Exons: 1
Coding region: 98-922 (274 amino acids)
Biological process (GO): ubiquitin-dependent protein catabolic process; protein ubiquitination
Molecular function (GO): ubiquitin protein ligase activity
Source: RefSeq, a predicted model, not a curated record